This is a messenger RNA of Dreissena polymorpha, 1838 nucleotides long. RefSeq names its product frizzled-2-like. The record is from RefSeq and is a predicted model, not a curated record. NCBI's taxonomy places the organism in Eukaryota, Metazoa, Mollusca, Bivalvia, Myida, Dreissenidae. The coding region runs from base 1 to 1764 and encodes 587 amino acids. Gene Ontology annotation, molecular function: Wnt-protein binding; Wnt receptor activity. The transcript has 2 exons. Gene Ontology annotation, biological process: non-canonical Wnt signaling pathway; canonical Wnt signaling pathway. Gene Ontology annotation, cellular component: plasma membrane.
AUGGCGUGCAGAAAAUCCGGAUUUUUCGCUUUUGUGUUGACGAUUCUUGGUUUCGGAUUUGUAACGAGUAACGAAUAUACCAAAGUCGUAAGUGGUGGCGAGGAUAUGGAACCCCAUGGCAGAUGUGAACCGAUAAAUAUUCCCCUCUGUAAGGAUAUACAGUACAACCAGACGAUCAUGCCGAAUCUUUUGACACACACAAAACAAGAAGACGCCGGGAUGGAGGUUCAUCAAUUCUUUCCGCUCGUCAAAGUUCAGUGCAGUAAACAGCUCAAGUUUUUCCUGUGCACGAUGUACGCUCCUGUGUGCACAGUGCUUCCAGAAGCCAUCCCACCAUGCCGUAGUCUGUGUGUGGAGGCCCGAACCGGAUGCGAAACCCUGAUGAACAAAUUCGGGUUUGAGUGGCCUGCCAGCUUGGAAUGUGAGCAGUUUCCUGUGACAGGGCUUUGCGUUGGAGAAAACACCACUGAUCACGCAAUAACAACUACCAAACCACCAAAUAAACCGCCUGGAGGUGGUGGAAGUAGUGGAGGAUCAGGGUCAGCGGGUGGUGGUAGUGGUUCUGGUGGCAGUGGCGGUGGAGUUACUAUCAAUCCAAGUCACAGACCUCAGCGGCUGGAAUGUCCCCUGGACCAGUUAGUGCUGGAAGGAUACGAAUACAAACUGCGAGUUGGGCAGGAAGACAUUGAUAACUGUGGAGCACCAUGUAAGGACAUGUUCUUUAAGGAUGACCAGAGAAGCUUUGCGCGGCACUGGAUAGGUAUCUGGUCCUUUGUGUGCCUGGCUUCCACCAUGUUCACCGUGAUGACAUUCUUGAUAGACAUGCAGCGAUUUCGUUACCCGGAAAGACCGAUAAUAUUCCUGUCAGGGUGUUACUUCAUGGUUGCGCUCGCCUACGUGAUUGGAUUCUUCCUGAAAGACGAAUACGCCUGUAGCGUUUUCACGCACAAAGACAAGCAGGGUGUCUCGAGUAUCACGCAGAGUGUCCCGCUGAUCACGCAAGGAACGAAGAAGGAAUGGUGCACAAUCCUUUUCAUGUUGCUCUACUUUUUCAGUAUGGCGUCUUCAAUCUGGUGGGUUAUUCUGACCUUAACCUGGUUCCUGGCGGCAGGCAUGAAAUGGGGUCACGAGCCCAUCGAAGCCAACUCACAGUACUUCCAUCUGGCUGCCUGGGCUGUCCCUGCCAUCAAGACCAUAGCCAUUCUUGCGAUGGGGAAAGUUGAUGGUGAUGUGUUGAGCGGAGUUUGUUAUGUGGGUAUUUCGAACGUAGACGCGCUCCGAGGAUUCCUUAUAGCCCCAUUGGUUGUUUAUUUAAUAAUAGGCACGUCAUUUCUCUUGGCAGGUUUCGUGUCCCUAUUUAAGAUUCGGACCAUUAUGAAGUCUGACGGAACCAAGACGGAUAAGCUCGAAAAACUCAUGGUGCGAAUCGGUAUAUUCUCUGUUUUGUAUACCGUGCCAGCGACGAUAGUUAUCGCCUGCUAUUUCUACGAACAAUCGUCCAGAGAUGCCUGGAUGAUAUCUUGGUGGGCGGCUAAUUGCAAAGGCUUUAAAACAUCAGGAAGCGAGUACCUGUGCCAAAUGACGGACGUUAAGCAGCUAUCACCAGAUUUCAAUGUUUUCAUGAUCAAAUACUUGAUGUCGGUGAUUGUUGGCAUCACCUCAGGAGUUUGGAUCUGGACGGGGAAGACUUUGAACUCCUGGCAAGGGUUUUACGCACGUCUUUGUGGGUCCCGGUCCCACCGAAAUCAUGAAGCCGUUGUGUGAAAGAUAGUGACUACAUGUAAUAAUGGGGUCUUCCCACCAAAGUAUUGAACCAUGUGCAUGUCAUAGUGUAAAUU